Molecule: messenger RNA, 2892 nt
Organism: Cokeromyces recurvatus
Lineage: Eukaryota; Fungi; Mucoromycota; Mucoromycetes; Mucorales; Mucoraceae
Exons: 12
Coding region: 102-2663 (853 amino acids)
Cellular component (GO): HULC complex; nucleus
Molecular function (GO): ubiquitin protein ligase activity
Source: RefSeq, a predicted model, not a curated record
AUUUUAUUUUUUUUUUUUUUCAUUAUUUUUAAUCUUAAAUAACAACAAAGCUGUAAUUUAUAUAUAUAAAAGUACAUUCCUUUUAUUUUUCUUCUCUUUUGAUGGCAAAAUUAGAAGAUAACACAAAGCGUCGUUCUAACGAAUUAGAAGAGCAAAGUAUUACCCCAAGACCUCCCCCAAAAAAGCGCUUUCUAUCUAGUAGAGCUUCUUCUCCAGAAGAAGAUCCAGAAGAGAAUGAAGAUGCCUCUGAUACUUUUAAGGAACCUUUAGAAGCGUUUCGUAAAGAUGCAAUUAUGAGGCAAUGGAAAGAUUAUAUUAGAUCUGUUAAAAAUUGGAAGAAAUAUAUUGAACAAGCUGAAUUAAAAAAACUUGAAAAUGAAGAUAGUUUUCGACUUUGGGAAGAAGCCUUUAAAAAGCUUCAAGUUUUUCUUUCCAAUAUUAUACAUGAAGGCAUGAUAAGUUUUGGUCAAAACUCUAAUACUGCGAUGGACAUAGAUAGUAGUGAAUUCAAUGGUUUACUGGAACAAUCUUGGGCAACAGAAUUGACUCCUAACAUGUUAAAUGCUUACAAGAAGAAAGAACAUUAUGAUGUAACCAUUUCUAAAUUGAAUCAAUUGAUUGAUUCCUGGAUUACUAAAAGAGAAAAUAUGACUACAAACUUCAAGUCUGUUCUUGACCAAAGCUCAUUAAAGGAUGUCCAAAGAGAUCAUGAACGUGUUUUAUUAACUUGGGUUAAUGGUCAAAAAUCACUUCAGGAUAUGAAAAGCCGUUGUAAAUAUGCAAACUUUAAGUAUUUAAUGCUUUCAGAAGAAUUAAGAAUUUUAAAUGAUCGUUUAGAAACAGCCGAAUCUAAUUUAUAUCAAACUCAACAAGAACUUGAAAAGGUUAAAAUCCAAAAUAAUAUUCAAAAAGAAGAUACAAAGGUUUUAGAUAUAUCUUCUAUUCAUGCAAGACCUAGUAUACCUGCAACUUCUAUGCUGCCUCCAACACUUUCUUCCUCUACAGUUAAUGCAGAAACUGAAGGAGCUUUAGCUAAUUAUUCUAGCCCAGGUGUUGCUCAAAAUCCACUUACUCAAAUACAACAGUUACUUGAACAAAAACUACGUGAUAUUGAGUUAAUUAAGGAAGACCGUAUUGCCAUAAAGCAGCAAAUAGCACGUUUGGAAAUGGAUCAUGUAUGUGUGCCAGAGUCACGUAUAUAUAAAGCCCCCAUAUGUCGACAAUUAUCACAAUCGCGCGCUUAUCAUAAAGACAAAUGUAAUCGUUUAACUGAUAUAUGUCAUGACCUUCAGAAUGGACUGAAUGAUUUACUUGCUAAUCGCCGUCGAUUAAUUAAAGACUUGGAUUCUGAACAAGUGGAUUAUUUUAAAGGAUUAGAGGAUCAAUUAAAGAAAUUAGAUAUUGACUUAACCCGUAUUCGUGGUCAACGUGAUGCAUCUCAAAUGAGUUUAGAAGAAUGUAAAGCUGCUAAUGAAGGAGGGCGCGUUUCGAUUGCUGAAUUAAAAGUGAUUGCAGAUACAAGAAAGGAGCGAAUUAGUUAUUUAGAAACGGAAGUAUUACGAUUACAAAAAAAGAUGGCAGCAAAAAUAGGUGUUAAAGAAUAUUACGAAUUAUUAGUGAAUAGUAAUGGCCAAGAACCAUUCUUAACACCAGUUGAAAAUGAACUCAACACGUUGCAAGAACAAGUAGAGCAAAUGAAAUCUCGUAUCUAUCAAGAUAUUCCUAAAGAGACUGUAGAUUUUAGGCUUUCUCAAAUUGUAGAGUUAAAACAAUUAGAAUUAGAUGUUACUGCAUUUGAAAAACGAUAUGGCUUUCACCCUUCUUAUUCUUUAGAUGAUAAACAAGUUCAAAACAUUCUGCAGGACAGAAUUGAAAAAGAAAAGAAGAUUAUUUCAGAAUCAAAAGAAAAGAUAUUAAGUUUAGAAGCUACGGAAAAACAACUUUUAAGCGAAAUUGAAAGUGUUGGGAAAGCGUAUAAUGAGUUAGAAGAAGAAAAUAUGAACGGAUUGAAAGAACUUUCUGCUGCUGAAGAUGAAGUUAUAAAAUUACAAACCGAACGUGUAAAAUAUAGUCAAACUUUCACUGCUCUUAACAAGUCAAAGGAUGCUCAUGCGAUGGUUGCUAAUGCUCUUAGUAAACAAAAUGAAAAACAACUAGCUCAUGUUAAGCAAAUGAAUGAACAUGAAAAGAAUCUUAAUAACCAACUAACUUGCCUUGAACGUGAAUUGAAUACAAGUAACUCUGUAUACGAAAUAUAUAAGCAAAAAAGAGAAGAAGCAAAGAUGAUAUUAGAUGAAUUAAAAGAAAAAAAUGCCUUUUCUAAAGAUAAAAUAAUUGAUCUUCAAAAGUCGAUACUUGAUAAGAUUCGAUUAAUCGAAGAUAGUGCAUAUAUGAGACUUCGAUUAGAAGAAAGCAGUGAAAUAUUAAAACGUAAAAUAGAUUCAACGAAUAAAGUUGAUCGUCCUGCUGAAGCAAGAUUAAGAAAAGAAAGAGAAGAAUAUAGAUCGUUACUAAAUUGUAGUUCCUGUCGAAUUAGAUUAAAAUCACAUAUUAUUUUGAAAUGCAUGCAUACAUUUUGUAAAGAAUGUCUUGAAUCAAAAAAGAGAUGUCCAACAUGUAAUGAAUCAUUUGGUGCUCAUGAUGUAAAACAAUUCUACUUCUGAUUUAUUUCAUGCAAUGUUCAUAUACAUCCUCCCUUACUCUUCCUCUACGUCCAUAUUUAGAAAUCCUUUUUUAUAUAUAUAUAUACGCUCAGUCAUACAUUUUACCUUUAAACUCUACAACUCCAUAAUGUACAUAUAUAAAUAUAUAUUAUUUUACUAUAUUAUUUUUUUUUUUCUGUGUGUAUUGCAUAUUAAAUGAUCCUUGCAUACUUUAAACCAUUUAAAUAAU